This is a messenger RNA of Pochonia chlamydosporia 170, 441 nucleotides long. RefSeq lists its product as hypothetical. The coding region runs from base 1 to 441 and encodes 146 amino acids. NCBI's taxonomy places the organism in Eukaryota, Fungi, Ascomycota, Sordariomycetes, Hypocreales, Clavicipitaceae. The record is from RefSeq and is a predicted model, not a curated record. The transcript has a single exon.
AUGGCAUUCAUUUAUCCAGUUCGGAUUCCAGCUCCGUGCCGACUUAAGUCUGGUGCUCCUUUGCUGCACGUGCGCGAGUCAAUUCUCCAACUUCCAAAAUAUCAUCAAUUGAGCAGCAUCUCGUUGCUGGUGCUCGGCGAGACACCGCAGAUCUUUACUCCCUUGCUGUCCUGCAGCUGCUCAGGUGGGCAUCGAGGCACCAGACCACACCGCACUCGAUCAGACAUGGCGGGCACACCAGUGCAUUUCAGAGGCAAGAGAGGCAACAUUGAAAGACAUGGUUCACUGCGGAUCGUGGCGUUGAGACUGGAGACUCUGUGCAGGAAUAUCAAUCGGCAUUGGGCAAGGCAUCAUCAAUGGCUUCUUGUACACUUCGCACCAUUCGCAGGGCUUGCCAACGUUUCCAAACCGCAAAUUGCAAGCAGUGAGCAUCUAGCUUGA